AGUCAGCAUCAAAACAUGGCCAACGUUGGAGGCUUUGAAUACGGCGAGAAAUUGGCAGCAGUUAGUGGCGUUACGAGCAGCACGGCUUUGGCCAUACGCAACUCGACAAUAAUAGCACAUCGGUUGUCCAUAUAUUUGCCGCAGCUGCUGCUGCCCUCGCGAGAUCCACAAAAGCUCAUCAUGGAAAUCAAUUGCCAUGUGGCCCAGUUCCGGGAGCUGCUCAUCUUCAUUGGUCAGUCGCGCGAUUCGCCGGAGCUGCGCGAGAAAAUCCGUAAACUGCGACGCAGCUGUGUGGAUGCCUGCAAGAAUUUGGCCCAUCUGAUAACGCCACAACGGCGCCACUGCCUCGUCAGUCCCAGCGAGAACAGCAAUCUCUUACUGCUCUACCACCUGACGCAGCAGUUUCGCCACGAGCUUAUCAAGAGCCAUCGCCUCAUUCAGCUGGUGCCGUACGACAUGUCCGAGUAUUACGCACCCGCUCGCACAGCCCCCUCGAAUCUGGGCAAUGUCAUUAGCCAGAUAUUGUUGUGCAAGCAAAUUAAUCCGGACUUUCAGCAGGAGGAGCUGUGCAGCAUUAGCAAGGAUGCGCAGGAGUUGAGUGAACUGCUCAGCGACCUACAGUCACAUUUGCCCAGCCCCGAGGCAUCUAGCGAACCGGACCUGCACCUCUCUCACAGCGCUGGUGUUAACUUGGCCUUCAUGAAUGCACCGCCCGCUUGGUAUAAACAGCACCGACGUCGCAGCUGUCGCAGUCGCAGUCUCUGCUGUUGUUUUAAGUCAUCCCAAGCGAAUUCACUUUGAAAAUUGACAGAAAGCUGUGCAGUAUCUACAUGUGAGACCUCUUAAUACCCUAUCAAUUUCAAUUUUAGUGGCCAUUGUGCCAUUGUUUGCUCAAAAGCUUACGUAUCAAUAAAUUAUAGUAUUAGUCUGUCAUUAGUUAUCUGCAAUCGCACAGGAAAUCCAGAAUAAAG
This is a messenger RNA of Drosophila grimshawi, 971 nucleotides long. RefSeq lists its product as uncharacterized. Gene Ontology annotation, cellular component: membrane; neuron projection. The transcript is spliced from 4 exons. Gene Ontology annotation, biological process: vesicle-mediated transport; G protein-coupled receptor signaling pathway. The record is from RefSeq and is a predicted model, not a curated record. Lineage: Eukaryota; Metazoa; Arthropoda; Insecta; Diptera; Drosophilidae. Bases 16 to 801 code for a protein of 261 amino acids.